CUUUCAUAAGUAGCUUUGGUUUAUAAUAAUCUGCAGAUUAUGUUAUACAUACAUACCCGUCGUCGGAAUCUCGCGACAAAAGAGAAACCCCUAAUUCAUCCCUAAUUGGGGAUUAAAGCAAUGGUGAAAAUCGAAGUGAAACCUGAGAUGUGUGAGGGGAUCAAAACAAAAGAUCAUAAGCAUCUUCUUCGCGUUCUGAUGCAAGGGACAGUGAGAGAUGGUUCUCCGACCAUGAAUCGGCUCAAAUACGAGGCUCAAAUACAAAUCCUGAGUCAAUGGCAACCUGAGAAAAACUAAGCCGAGGAGAUUGGAAGAAUAUAUGAUACUUGGAUCGGGAAGAUUGGUAAACAGCAUAAAGAGGUAGAGAGUCUCUUGGUUUGGUUCGAACAAAUCUGCCAUUUUAUCGAGCAUGGGAUGGAAAAAGAGGCCGAGGCUGCUGCAGUUUGAUUUAUAUCUUCUUGAAAACUAGUUUUGAACCGUGAUUUUGGAAACCUUCCAUGGACCAAUCUAUUUAUAGGAAUCACAUUUUACCGUUGUAAAUACUCAAAGGAGUUGCAACCUGAAGAAGCAGACUCCAUCGAAAACGCAUCUUACAUGUCGGAGUCAAGAUCUGAUGUUAUGGCUGAGUGUUCAGCCAGGGACGAGUCACUUUACUCUGUGGAGUCCGUUAGAAACGAAUUGGAGGCUUCUGUCAUGAACUAUGAAAAACACUCCGGGUGUGAGUCAGUGUCAGUGUCAGUGAUGGAAGUGAAGGUGAAACUUGAGAAUGUAAAACUGGAGGAGAGUCCUCCUCAGCUUUUCACUGCCCCACCACGAAUCUAUGCCUCAUCUGAAGAAAACGGAGAGACUUUGAAAGAUGGAGUUGCAUUUGAUCCCGCUCUUAUUCAGAUUCUUGGGGACAUGGAUUAUUGGUUGCUUCCUUUGAAACCGCCAGAGGAUCAUGAUUGUCAUAGAAAGAUAGUCAGUGACUCUUAUUAUAAGGACGCAGUGGAGUAUAUGCGGCUUACUAUGCAGUCUCCUCGCUAUGUAUCUUUAACCGCAUUACAUCCUCUUGUACAUCUUCUGUUAAUUGGAGGUCUUGUAGAUGAAGCGAUGAAAGUGGUUGAGGAGAUGUGCAACAAAGUACAUGACAUCAAACCUUUCAGAAUUAAGGCAGCUAUGAUGGAGAAGUUUCACCAUAAAAGCGAGAUGCUAGCAAAAUGCUACGAAGAUAUCUUAAAGAUUGAUCCUACCUGUGUAACCACCCUGAAGAAGCUUAUUGUAAUGUCAAAAGAAGUUGGAUAUGGUAGAGAGUCUUUGAUCGAAAUGAUAGCGUUGCAUGUAGAAGCUUCUUUUCCCGGCGCAGAGAUCUGGAAAGAGUUUGCUGAAGUGUUGAUUCUUGUCUUUGAGAAUGGUGAUGAAGACCGAAUGUCAGUAUGCUUCAACGGAUCUGGAGAAGAAGGGAGUCAGCAAACAUACUCUGUUAGAUACAACCCGAUACCUAGAAUGUUCACUGAUACAUCAACAUCAUCAUGGACACUUCGAGCUAAGUGGUGGCUAAACCGCCAUUUCUCCCCGGAGAUACUCGAGGCAGAAAUGAGAAACGGUACAGGAGAUUUGGAGAUGAUGAGAUUGAUGAGUUACAAAGCGGCAUGUGCGAGUCGUAUCUACGGACCAGAGUUUGGUUAUGUAACAAAAGUUUAUGGUCUGCUGGAGAAUAACAUGAACAACAUUUGUAUGCUGGUGGAGAAUGAUUGUAGUAACAACAGGUAGGUUAGUGAAAUAUAGCAAACGUUUGGAGUUAAACUUUUUGCAAAGUCACGGACACAAUUGGAACAGGAUAUACAAUUUAGAAUAGUUUUUACACGUUACAUUUUUUUGUUUUAAUAAUUUUUCACUGUAAUUUUGUAUUAUUGUAAGAUUUAUUUUGAUGUAGCAUUAUACUGGCCUCU
Brassica oleracea var. oleracea is the source of this 1931-nucleotide messenger RNA. RefSeq lists its product as uncharacterized. NCBI's taxonomy places the organism in Eukaryota, Viridiplantae, Streptophyta, Magnoliopsida, Brassicales, Brassicaceae. The record is from RefSeq and is a predicted model, not a curated record. Gene Ontology annotation, biological process: transcription by RNA polymerase I. Gene Ontology annotation, cellular component: RNA polymerase I transcription regulator complex.